AUGCCAGAGUCAAACAAAUCAGAUGCGCCUUCCAUCCAAGAGCUAGGAUCUCAUAUCGUGGGAGCUCGCACCCAAGCCUGUGGAGAAAGUAACCGUACCGAAGCCAGGGCACAGGAGAGCCCUCAACUAGAAUUUAUUAAUGAUGGCAAGAACAAUGUAUCAGCAAGGAGGCAAGCUCUUGAGCUCCGACUUCCACACCAUCCCAAUCGAUCCAACUCCCUCAACAAUCUUGCAAAUGCACUGCAGACCCAAUUUCAGCAAGGAGGUGAGCAAAGUGAUCUUGAUGAAGCCAUUUCUCUGCACAGGCAAGCUCUUGAGCUCCGACUUUCACCCCAUCCUGAUCAAUCCAGCUCUCUCAACAAUCUUGCAACUGCACUGCAGACCCAAUUUGAGCAAGGAGGUCAGCAAAGUGAUCUUGAUGAAGCCAUUUCUCUGCACAGGCAAGCUCUUGAGCUCCGACUUUCACCCCAUCCCAAUCAAUCCAGCUCUCUCAACAAUCUUGCAACUGCACUGUCAACCCAAUUUGAGCAAGGAGGUCAGCAAAGUGAUCUUGAUGAAGCCAUUUCUCUGCACAGGCAAGCUCUUGAGCUCCAACUUCCACCCCAUCCCAAUCAAUCCAGCUCUCUCAACAAUCUUGCAACUGCACUGUCAACCCGAUUUGAGCAAGGAGGUCAGCAAAGUGAUCUUGAUGAAGCCAUUUCUCUGCACAGGCAAGCUCUCAAGCUCUUCCUUCCACCCCAUCCCAAUAAUCCAGCUCUCUCAACAAUCUUGCAAAUGCACUGUAAACCCGAUUUCAGCAAGGAGGUCAGCAAAGUGAUCUCAAUGAAGCCAUUUCUCUGCACAGGCAAGCUCUUGAGCUCCAACUUUCACCCCAUCCCAAUCGAUCCAACUCUCUCAACAAUCUUGCAACUGCACUGUCAACCCGAUUUGAGCAAGGAGGUCAGCAAAGUGAUCUUGAUGAAGCCAUUUCUCUGCACAGGCAAGCUCUUGAGCUCCAACUUUCACCCCAUCCCAAUCGAUCUAGCUCUCUCAACAAUCUUGCAACUGCACUGUCAACCCAAUUUGAGCAAGGAGGUCAGCAAAGUGAUCUUGAUGAAGCCAUUUCUCUGCACAGGCAAGCUCUUGAGCUCUUCCUUCCACCCCAUCCCAAUCAAUCCAGCUCUCUCAACAAUCUUGCAACUGCACUGUCAACCCAAUUUGAGCAAGGAGGCAAGCUCUCAAGCUCUUCCUUCCACCCCAUCCCAAUCAAUCCAGCUCUCUCAACAAUCUUGCAACUGCACUGUAGCCCGAUUUAAGCAAGGAGGUCAGCAAAGUGAUCUUGAUGAAGCCAUUUCUCUGCACAGGCAAGCUCUCAAGCUCUUCCUUCCACCCCAUCCCAAUCGAUCCAGCUCUCUCAACAAUCUUGCAACUGCACUGAAGACCCGAUUUAAGCAAGGAGGCAAGCUGUUGAGCUUCCUUUCACCCCAUCCCAAUCGAUCUAUCUCACUCAACAAUCUUGCAAAUGCACUGUCAACCCGAUUUGAGCAAGGAGGUCAGCAAAGUGAUCUCGAUGAAGCCAUUUCUCUGCACAGGCAAGCUCUUGAGCUCCAACUUUCACCCCAUCCCAAUCGAUCCAGCUCUCUCAACAAUCUUGCAACUGCACUGUCGACCCGAUUUGAGCAAGAAGGUCAGCAAAGUGAUCUUGAUGAAGCCAUUUCUCUGUACAGGCAAGCUCUCAAGCUCGAACUUCUACCCCAUCCCAGUCGAUCCAGCUUGCUUCCCAUUGUUCCCAAUCUUGCAAAUGCACUGUGGAUCCGAUUUGUGCAAGGAGGUCAGCAAAGUGAUCUUGAUGAGACCAUUUCUCUGCAGAGGCAAGCUCUGGAGCUGAUCCUUCCACCCCAUCCUGAUCGAACUGGGGUGCUCAACAAUCUUGCAAAUGCACUUUUCUCUCAAUUUAAGCAAGGACAUCAGCAAAGUGAUCUCGAUGAAGCCAUUUCUCUGCACAGGCAAGCUCUUGAGCUCUGCCUUCCACCCCAUCCUGAUCAAUCUGACUCUCUCAACAAUCUUGCAUAUGCACUAUUGACCCGAUUUGAGGAAGGAGGUCGGCAACUUAGUGAUCUCAAUGAAGCCAUUUCUCUGCACAGGCAAGCUCUCAAGCUUUUCCUUCCACCCCAUCCCAAUCGAUCCAGCUCACUCCACAAUCUUGCAAAUGCACUGUCAAGCCGAUUUGGACAAGGAGGUCAGCAAAGUGAUCUUGAUGAAGCAAUGUCUCUAUUCCUCACUGCUACCCAAUACCCCUUCCAAUCUCCAUCUAAACGCCUCCACAUUGCAAGGAGAUGGACACGUUGUGCAGAGAGAAAUCAACAUAGCUCUGCAAUUGAUGCUUAUGAAGCUUCCAUACAGGCUUUACCACAGGUGGCUGCUCUGAGCUUGGAUGUAGCAUCACGACAGGAUGCCAUGACUGCAUACAGUGAUGGCUUAGCUCGGGAUGCAGCUAGAUGUGCUAUUCGCUCUGGACAUAUAAACAAAGCCAUAGAACUUCUAGAAGCAGGACAAAGUAUCUUCUGGUCACAGGUCCUAUCUCUCCGCUCACCCUUUGAUCAACUUCACAAGAUUGCACCUGAAUUGGCAGAUAAUCUGCGAAACAUUGCGACUCAGCUGGAGAUUGGAUCUUAUCGUGAUGUUUUUUCCGAGAUGUUGGACAACAGGAAGAAGUUAUCUAUAGACCAGGAAGCAGCCCGACUCAAUCGCCUUAAUGAAGAAUGGGCUCAAUCUAUUGAUGAAGUUAGGAAAUACAGUGGAUUUGAGGACUUUCUACGCCCAUCCCAUUUAUCCUCACUCAAAGCAGCUGCAUCAGAACAUCCUGUUGUCAUUCUCAUCGCUAAUGAUGAUGAAAGCCAUUGCCUCAUCAUGACAUCAACAAUCAAUCAUCACAUCCCUCUUCCAAAGUUAGGCACUCCUAGGUUGGAGGAACUUGCUCAGAUCAUUCGGAUAGCCUCUAGCUCUCAGUCGCGGAUAUCACAGUCACUUAUUGAUCAAACCCAAAACAUAAAUAUAACACUUCUGGGAGAAGAGCGAGCAGGGAGGGUUAGCACUGGCAGCCCUAGAUCUUCAGAUGACAAGUUCAAAUUUGUUUUGAGGGAGCUGUGGGACGAAUUGGUGAAGCCAGUCAUUAAUUUUCUCGAUAUUAAGAAAUCAGACAAAAUGACUGUCCUGCAAUGGUGCCCAACUGGACAUUUCACCUUUCUUCCCAUCCACGCCGCAGGCUGCUAUGAUGAUGAGAUUGAUUGUGCCCCAGAUUACUUCAUUUCUUCAUACACUCCAACCAUAGGGGCACUUCUGGCUUUGGAUUCAGCUCCCACCACCCAAUCGUUCCAAAUGAUGGCUGUGAUCCAGUCUAAAGGGCUGCCUUCUACAAGAAGGGAGCUAGAAAACAUCCGGCGACAUGUACCUUGCGAAGCUCUCGUCGAAUUAGGAGUUCCUGGAGUACCUGCUGGAGUUGAAGCUGUUGCCUCCCAUCUUUCCAAUGUGUCUAUCGUUCACUUUGCGUGCCAUGGGAAACAAGAUCCAUUGAGCCCACUUGACAGUGGGCUUAAGCUCGACGAUGGGCUACUCCGAAUCUCGAGAAUUAUGAAGGAAAAGCUGCUAAAUGGAUCACUUGCCUUUCUUUGUGCUUGCGAGACAGCCAUGGGCGAUCAGAAUCUACCGGAUGAGUCGAUGAGCAUAGGUGCAAGCUUGAUCUUUUGCGGAUUUCGGCGGGUCGUCGCUACUAUGUGGUAG
Molecule: messenger RNA, 3759 nt
Organism: Laccaria bicolor S238N-H82
Lineage: Eukaryota; Fungi; Basidiomycota; Agaricomycetes; Agaricales; Hydnangiaceae
Product: tetratricopeptide repeat-containing protein
Exons: 7
Coding region: 1-3759 (1252 amino acids)
Molecular function (GO): protein binding
Source: RefSeq, a predicted model, not a curated record